CAGCAACAGAUGGAAGGCUGAGCGAGUGAGCGAGAAAGAGAGAGAGAAUGAGAUCCGGCGAGAUGGAUACGUUGUAACUUCAGAAAAUGACUGAACUCCAGAUCCAUCUGUGAACGGACAGAGGGGAAAAUCUUGACAGAUCCCUUCAUUUUGCUGAAAGGAAAGCCGGUGGUCUGAGAGACUGAGAGGUGUUGUGUGCCCUUAUUUGGCUGUCAAAUGCACAGAUACGACAUGUUGACAGAAAGCAGAAAACGCAGACGCAGCUGUGAUGCUGAGGAGGUUCAGGUCUUGCCCCAGGCAAAGAGGUCUGGAGGUUAUUCCUUUCUCCCUGAGGUUGGCCGUGAUGUCUGGGACUCUGAGUCUUCCAGCAGUGACAGCAGUGGCAUCAGCAGUCCGGAUCGAAUGGCAGGAGCCAGUUCCAACAUCCAGAAGACUGACCAAAGAGGGCUCCAUGUAUCCCAGGCUCCCUGCAGCCCCAUCGCCCCCACCAUCUCAGCAGAAGAUCCGGCCGUCUCCUUGAGCCACAACGCCUCAUACGAUCACAUCAACCGUAUCCUAAGGGAGGCCCACUUCAGUAGCCUGCAAACUCGUGGUCAACAAGGGCCGACGUGAUUCACAGUGACUCUUCCAGCACCCAUUGGCGUUAAGGAACAAUGUACAGGGGACCUUUUAGAGGGAAGUUACGGGCCAUUUGAAGGCAUAGCACAAAUAUAGACCCUGUCUUCUUUCUUAUAGCACUUUUUCAUGUUCAUAGUGUUUAUGUGGGGCUCUACUUGAUAUGUUGACCAUGAACUUCACAUAGGUGCUAUAUAAAAGAAAUACCUUGAAAUUUGUCAACUUCUUGCAAGAUCAUGUAAGCUUUUGCCCUUUACUAGACAGUCACACAUGGUGCUACUGCAUUUGUGGAUCAUGUUUUUGCAGACACAUGCAUUUGGCCAAUUUUGACACUCUUUGGCCAGUCUAGUAAAGGAAAAUAAAUCAAAGAAUUUCCUGCAUUCAAAAGCUUAAGUCUGGAAACCAUGUGAUUUUAAUGCAGCCCUGAUUUGGAGUCAUUCCAGGACAGUCAAUAAUGCUGUUGACGUGUUUACAGAAGAUUCCAGUUUGAUUCUGACUGGAAUUUAGACUCUUUCAGGAAGUUUUUGGGGCUUGAUGAUUGCUUACAUAUCCAAAACUCAGGUCUAGAGGAUUUCUCUCUGCGUGCCAUGAAGGUUCAGACUUUAAAUGAGUAACUUGGUGCCAGAUCCUUAGAAUUUUUAUAUCACAUAGUCUCUCUUUACCUUAGAAAAAACAAAUAUUAGCACAUCACACUGUAGAGAGACUAUACUAUAAA
Molecule: messenger RNA, 1330 nt
Organism: Labeo rohita (rohu)
Lineage: Eukaryota; Metazoa; Chordata; Actinopteri; Cypriniformes; Cyprinidae
Exons: 4
Coding region: 217-612 (131 amino acids)
Source: RefSeq, a predicted model, not a curated record